AUGCUAAAAAUCCUAAUUCCAACAAUUAUGUUAUUUCCAACAAUCUGACUCUCCCCCUCUAAAUGAGUUUGAACCACCACAACCCUUCAAAGCUUAAUCAUCGCCCUAGUCAGUCUUAGCUGAAUUAAUUGGUCCUCAGAGACAGGCUGAACUUCCUCUAACUUAUAUAUAGGCACAGAUCCUUUAUCAACACCCCUUUUAGUACUCACCUGCUGACUGCUCCCCCUCAUAAUCCUCGCUAGCCAAAACCACAUUAAAACUGAGCCCAUUGCCCGCCAACGAAACUACAUUACCCUGCUAGCCUCCCUACAAACCUUUUUAAUUAUAGCAUUCGGAGCAACCGAAAUCAUUAUAUUCUACAUUAUAUUUGAAGCAACCCUAAUCCCCACCCUCAUUAUUAUCACCCGCUGAGGGAACCAGGCUGAACGACUGAGCGCAGGAACAUACUUCUUAUUCUACACCCUAGCCGGCUCUCUUCCCCUAUUAGUAGCCCUGCUCCUGCUGCACCAAAACACAGGAUCUCUUUCAAUACUUAUUAUUCAAUAUUCACAGCCAAUGACCCUUAACUCCUGAGGAGAUAAAAUCUGAUGAGCGGGCUGUUUAAUCGCCUUCCUAGUAAAAAUGCCCCUAUAUGGAGUCCACCUCUGAUUACCAAAAGCCCACGUAGAAGCCCCAGUAGCCGGGUCCAUAGUGCUAGCAGCAAUUUUACUGAAACUCGGAGGCUACGGCAUAAUACGAAUAAUAAUUAUGCUAGACCCCCUAUCCAAAGACAUAGUAUACCCCAUCAUCGCAUUAGCCCUGUGAGGCGUACUAAUAACAGGCUCCAUCUGCUUACGACAAACAGACUUAAAAUCACUAAUUGCCUAUUCAUCUGUUAGCCACAUAGGCCUUGUCGCAGGAGGAAUCUUAAUCCAAACCCCAUGAGGCUUUACCGGUGCUCUCGUAUUAAUAAUUGCCCACGGACUAGUGUCCUCCGCCCUAUUCUGCCUAGCUAACACCACCUAUGAACGCACUCACAGCCGAACAAUGAUUUUAGCCCGUGGGAUACAGAUCAUCUUUCCACUGACAGCUGUUUGAUGAUUCAUCUCUAACUUAGCAAAUUUGGCCCUUCCCCCUCUGCCAAAUUUAAUAGGAGAACUUGUAAUUAUUACCGCACUAUUUAAUUGAUCACCCUGAACCCUAAUCUUAACUGGAGCCGGCACACUCAUUACCGCAGCCUACUCACUAUACCUGUUCUUAAUAACCCAACGAGGCCCUCUCCCACAACACAUCAUCAACCUACAACCCUUUCACACACGAGAACACCUACUGAUAAUUCUUCACCUCCUCCCAGUUGCUCUCCUCAUCACAAAGCCUGAAAUUAUAUGAGGUUGAUGGUACU
Molecule: messenger RNA, 1381 nt
Organism: Ictalurus furcatus (blue catfish)
Lineage: Eukaryota; Metazoa; Chordata; Actinopteri; Siluriformes; Ictaluridae
Source: the annotation of a RefSeq genome assembly